Molecule: messenger RNA, 1012 nt
Organism: Drosophila hydei
Lineage: Eukaryota; Metazoa; Arthropoda; Insecta; Diptera; Drosophilidae
Product: protein phosphatase inhibitor 2
Exons: 1
Coding region: 64-813 (249 amino acids)
Biological process (GO): regulation of signal transduction
Molecular function (GO): protein phosphatase inhibitor activity
Source: RefSeq, a predicted model, not a curated record
UUCGAUAAUUUUCAUCAAACAUACAUAUAUUUUAUAGUGUUAGCCUUAUUCAAAUAUAUAGUUAUGGAGGACGUUGAUAGCGUAAGGGGUAUUUUGAAGGGCGUAACACCUUUCAACAACAACAGUUCAAUGAUCAAGACGGCCAAGUUCGAUGAGAUGAAUGUGCUGGCGACCUUUCAUCCGCCGAACAAGGACUAUGGCCACAUGAUAAUCGAUGAGCCGAAAACGCCGUUCGUUUUCGAAAGUGACCUGCCGCAUGAUUUGGAUACCACCACGUUGAUGGAGAAGCUGCGCUUGGCCGCCCAGUGUGAGACGCCGGCGUUUGGCAUCGAUGCCGAUUCGGAUGAUUCGUCCGCUGAUGAGGAUUAUCCCGAGUCGGUCGAUGAGAAGGUGCGUCGCUUGGAGUUCGAGAGACGCCGUAAGCAGCACUACAAGGAGUUUCUAUCAGUGCCGCUGGCACGUCGUCUUAUUGCCCAGGAAUUUGGCGAUGUGAUCAGCUCGGAUAUCAGCCUGAAGUCCGAGACGAUGCCGAUGGCCGAGAGCUGUUUGGAAGAGAUUUGCGAGAUCAAUGAGGAGGCGGAAACACACAGCAUACCAAUAACGGAAGACAGCGAGAUGCUAUCAAUGAAUUCAACCAAGCAUAGCCUAGAGGAUGAGGAGGAGCGACUGCCCGAAGUGGAACCGGGCUUGGAAAAAACCCAUCCAUGUCACCAGAAGCUGAUGGCCGAAAUAAACGAUGCUAACCGAAUAUCGGGUGAAAGCAGUACAGCACUAUCGACAGUACAACCAUCAGACCAGCCCACGGAAGAGUAGUCGAGGCGACCAUCUAAGCUACAUUCCCACAGAGAUAUUUAUAUAUAUAUAUAUAUAUAUGUAUAUGUAUAUGUAUAUAUAGCAUCAAAUCACAUCUGGCUCAUGAAUCUAAUUUUAAUGUUAUAUGCAUUUUGAUGUUCUACUUGUUCAAAUUAAGACUGCCUGCUAGCGAUGUCUAUUAAAAUUGUUACGUUCAAGA